UUUAGUAAUUUAUUCUCUAGUGAUGAUGAUGAUUUCGAGUUUGAUACUUCAAUCUUGAUUUUUUUUUUCUCUUCGUUCUUUUUGGAAGAGGAAAAAGGUUUCUGUUUUGAUUUGGAUUGAACCAAUUGGGGAAAAUCAUGGAAGGUCAACAGGGACAAGAUCGAGGUUCUCCUGCUUCACUUUCAACUCUCCCCUUGCAUGAUGGUGAUGGUCCUUUACCUGAUAACCAAACAGAUCAGCCACGGUCGCCAAAAGAUGAAAGGAUUGCUUCUCCAAAUCCUUCUGUGAAUGCAGCCGUUGCAGGGUCUGGAAGGUUGGUUUCCAACCAAUCAGAAACCAGGAAUGCAAGCCGAGCUCCGACACCCGUCCAUACAUCAACUACUUACACCACUCCUGAACAAACUUACUUCUAUGGAGACUGUGCUUUCGAGCAGGAUAUAUUGGGUUAUGAUGAUGGCUCGGUUAAUUGGGGAGAAAACUCAAAUUAUGUUCAUCCUAAUAACUUGCAAAUGAUGCCUCCGGCGAUCUACAAUGAGAAUGGUUCGCUCUUAUUUCAUCCUGCUUAUGCGUAUGAUCCCCAGGUCGCAUACGGCCAGUUUUCGCCAUUUGCUAGUCCCGUAUCUCCGAUAAUGAUAGAUGGUCAGCUAUAUUCACCUCAUCAAGUCCCGAUGUCUCCAUCUUACUACUCACAGCCUGUUUCUCCGACCGAUCUUGCAACUCCGGCAAGCGGCAACCAAGAGGGUCUUGGUGACAAUGUGUUUUUGGGUGCAGGAUCAGGAUAUUAUCUACAUUAUCCGGGAAAUAAUGGUCUUGGAUUCUACCAAUUUUCUGGCGAUGGCAGCUCCAGUGAACCUGUGUCAAGCCAAUCAACACCAGUUGGCAUACUUGGGCCGUAUGAGCACAGUUUUGGACAGCAGCAGACACCAUAUCAUGGAUAUGAGUUAUCAGGUUCGACCACAAGACGCUACCCGCAAAGCGGUUCGUAUGAGGCUAGUCGGCUGAACCAUCAUGGGCAUGACAAAGAAGUCAAACAAAGGGACCGGGACUCGAUUAGCUUGACCGGUGAGUCACAUGCCACCACCAGUGAUAGGAACCGUGGACCAAGGGCAUCAAAGCCGAAGGGAAGUAGUUCAGUUGACCCUAUGUCAAAUAACCAUGCUUCUCGGUCUCAUCUUGACCUGUACAACCGGCCAGAUUUCGUUACAACCUAUGAAAAAGCCAAAUUCUUUGUAAUAAAAUCUUUUAGUGAAGACAAUGUUCAUAGAAGUAUCAAGUAUGGUGUUUGGGCAAGCACCCCACUUGGAAACCGAAAACUAGAUGCUGCUUAUCAAGAAGCUCAGGAAGCUGGAGGAAGUUAUCCGAUUUUCCUCUUCUUUUCGGUAAAUGCUAGUGGACAGUUUUGCGGUGUUGCAGAAAUGGUCGGACCUGUAGAUUUUGAGAACGAUGCAGAGUACUGGCAACAGGAUAGGUGGAGCGGCCAGUUCCGUGUCCAGUGGCACAUCAUCAAAGAUGUCCCAAAUAGUCGUUUCCGCCAUAUACUUCUUGAAAACAAUGACAACAAACCUGUCACUCAUAGCCGAGACUCACAAGAGGUGAAACUUGAAGAGGGUAUUGCAAUGUUGAAAAUCUUUAAGGAACAUGAUUCAGAAACAUCAAUCUUGGAUGAUUUUCAUUUCUACGAUGAACGAGAGAAGUGUUUACAGGAAAAGAAGGUGAAAAUGGAGCAAGCAAAAAACAAUGUUGAUGAUGGUUCUUCUUCUUCUAUAAAUGAGCUUUCUGAUAGAGUUGCAGAGUCCCUCCAGUUGGAAAAACAGUAAAGAAAGUAGGAUAUGCAUCAAACUGACAUGAUUGAGUUUUGGAGGUUGUUUUUAAGAUUUGCAGAAACUAGAGAUGAGAAAGUUUGGUUUUCUUUCUGACUUUUCUUUUUGGGUUUUAUUCACCCCUUUGUUGGCAGGUGGUGGUUGAGUUGAGGAGGUAUGUUUCCAUUGUAAUUUUGGAUCAUGUGGGUGGUUAUUGCCCAAACAAGUGUAAAAUUAUCAAUUAAAGGAAUAAUCAUAAUGGUCUUCUAUU
This is a messenger RNA of Cynara cardunculus var. scolymus (artichoke), 2070 nucleotides long. RefSeq names its product YTH domain-containing protein 2-like. Gene Ontology annotation, molecular function: mRNA binding. Lineage: Eukaryota; Viridiplantae; Streptophyta; Magnoliopsida; Asterales; Asteraceae. Bases 138 to 1817 code for a protein of 559 amino acids. The transcript has 9 exons. Gene Ontology annotation, biological process: mRNA destabilization. Gene Ontology annotation, cellular component: cytoplasm. The record is from RefSeq and is a predicted model, not a curated record.